GUUGCCCGACUCCAAACAAGAGCCAAGGGGGCCAAAAACUGUAGACAUUAAGCGUCCUCUGCAGGUCAGGGAGGGUAGGUACCUUAAGAAUGACCCCAGCGGACGGUAGGGGGCGCGCGUGUGCUUUCCGCUACGGCCGAGAGUGAAGACUACAACUCCCAGAAGCCUCUAGGAAUACUCUGGUACUUGAGGGUUGGGCCAACUCGUUCCUUCCCGCCACACCGCUCAGAACCUAACCGGGAUGCAAAGAGCCAAUGGGAAGGUGGCCCGACUCCCGCGAGAGCAAGGAGCACUAGCGGCGCGUAGCGCCCCCGGGGGCUUUGCUUUCAGCAUUGGUUUCCCGGUGUUUGCCCUGGGUUGCGGGGUUCGGCUUACUCUUCCCGGAAGAGGAAGGCAGGCGCGGUGGGUCUGUGCGGUUCUGCGCCCGGAUCCCUGGGAAUUUUAAUGCAGCCUGGCCUCAGCAGCUGGUAGCCGGCGCAACGAGGCUUGCCCGGCCCCUGUCCUUCCUGCUUGUUCUACAGAAUGAAGACGUCGGAGGAGCGACUCUUAGCUCCGGACAGCCUCCCUUCUGAUCAGGCCCCAGCUCCAGUGCCCCAAGGUUCCCCUGUGGAUAGAAAUACAGACUCUGAACUGGUGCCACCGCCAUGCCGUGGAGAUGACCAAUCCCAGAUAGCCACAGAUUCUGUGGCUGGCUCGGUUCCGUCCCAGGAGCCGCAACAAGGGGACCCAGUUCCUCUCUCCGCUCCCCUGGAGGAAGAGUUUAAUACUCCCGGUGUGUUGAGUCCUCGAAUCGAGGAGCAAGAACUUUCUGAAAGUGCGAGCCUUACGGUAGAAGAGACGAAUCAGCCUGAGUUGGAGUCAGGAGAAGCCGUGGAAGGCGUGUCUGAUGAACCCGGUCCUGUGGAUGAGGGAGACACCUUUUGGAACUACAGCUUCUCGCAGGUACCCCGAUACCUCAGUGGUUCCUGGUCCGAGUUCAGCACUCGCUCCGAGAACUUCCUGAAAGGUUGUAAGUGGGCCCCUGACGGUUCCUGUAUCUUGACCAAUAGUGCUGAUAACGUCCUACGGAUUUACAACCUGCCCCCAGAACUGUACAGUGAAGGAGAGCCGGUGGAAUAUGCAGAAAUGGUUCCUGUCCUUCGAAUGGUGGAGGGUGACACCAUCUAUGAUUACUGCUGGUAUUCUCUGAUGUCCUCCAGCCAGCCAGACACCUCCUACGUGGCCAGCAGCAGCCGGGAGAACCCAAUCCACAUCUGGGACGCAUUCACUGGAGAGCUCCGGGCUUCCUUUCGCGCGUACAACCACCUGGACGAGCUGACAGCAGCCCACUCGCUCUGCUUCUCCCCGGACGGUUCCCAGCUCUUCUGUGGCUUCAACCGGACUGUGCGUGUCUUCUCCACAUCCAGGCCUGGUAGAGACUGCGAGGUGCGAACCACAUUUGCAAAAAAGCAGGGCCAGAGUGGCAUCAUCUCCUGUAUAGCCUUUAGUCCGGCCCAGGCCCUUUACGCCUGUGGCUCCUAUGGCCGUACCCUAGGCCUGUAUGCUUGGGAUGACGGUUCUCCUCUUGCCUUGCUGGGAGGCCACCAAGGGGGUGUCACCCACCUUUGCUUUCACCCCGAUGGCAACCUCUUCUUCUCAGGAGCCCGAAAGGAUGCUGAGCUUCUGUGCUGGGAUCUCCGGCAGCCUGGCCACCUCCUGUGGUCUUUGAGUCGGGAAGUGACCACCAAUCAGCGCAUCUACUUUGAUCUGGACCCGAGUGGGCAGUUCCUAGUGAGUGGCAACACCAAUGGAGCUGUCUCUGUGUGGGACAUCAGUGGAGCUUUCACUAACAGCACGCUGGAACCUGUGGUGACUUUUCUGCCCCAGAAGGACUGCACCAAUGGAGUGAGCCUACACCCUAGCUUGCCUCUACUGGCUACCGCUUCCGGCCAGCGUGUGUUUCCAGAGCCCACCAAUAGUGGGGAUGAAGGCGAGCCGGAGCUGGAUCUUCCCCUGCUCUCCCUAUGCCACGCCCAUCCCGAAUGGCGGCUUCAGCUCUGGUGGUGUGGAGGGGGACCGGACCCCAGUAGCCCUGAUGACCACCAAGAUGAGAAGGGACAAGGAAGGACAGAGGGCUGUGGGGAUGAGUUAAUAUAAAGAUUUUGUAUGAUGCUGGA
Molecule: messenger RNA, 2156 nt
Organism: Peromyscus californicus insignis
Lineage: Eukaryota; Metazoa; Chordata; Mammalia; Rodentia; Cricetidae
Gene: Wrap53
Product: WD repeat containing antisense to TP53
Exons: 10
Coding region: 523-2136 (537 amino acids)
Biological process (GO): Cajal body organization
Cellular component (GO): Cajal body
Molecular function (GO): protein binding; RNA binding
Source: RefSeq, a predicted model, not a curated record